AUGGUGAACAUCACAGAGAAAAUUAAAGAGAUUGAGGAGGAGAUGCGCAGGACGCAGAAGAAUAAGGCAACGGAAUACCAUCUAGGUCUGCUAAAAGGAAAGCUUGCACGAUUACGAGCACAGCUGCUCGAGCCUACAGGUGGAGCGGGAUCUGGCGGUGGCUCGGGUUUCGAUGUGAGCAAGAGUGGUGAUGCUCGAAUAGCCCUAGUGGGAUUCCCAUCUGUGGGCAAGUCGACUUUUUUAUCAAAGAUUACGAAGACGAAGAGUGAGGUUGCGGCAUACUCCUUCACGACGCUCACGGCGAUUCCUGGAGUUUUGGAGUACGGCGGCGCCGAGAUCCAGGUCCUUGAUCUGCCUGGUAUUAUUGAAGGUGCUGCCGAGGGUAAGGGGAGAGGGAGGCAAGUCAUAUCUGCUGCUAAGACUAGCGAUCUAAUAAUGAUGAUUCUUGACGCUACGAAACGUGCCGAACAGCGGGCGCUUCUGGAAGCUGAAUUAGAGGCAGUUGGGAUCCGGUUAAAUCGGGACCCCCCAAAUAUUUACCUGAAAGUGAAAAAGGCAGGCGGGAUGAAAAUCACAUUCCAGUCACCGCCCAAAAAUCUGGAUGAGAAAAUGCUCUAUAAUAUUUUACGAGACUACAAGAUUUUGAAUUGCGAAGUUUUAGUCCGCGAUGAAAAUGCUACGGUUGAUGACUUUAUCGACGUGAUUAUGAAGGACCACAGGAAAUAUAUUAAAUGCCUUUACGUCUAUAACAAAAUAGACAGCGUCAGCCUGGAUUUCCUCGACAAACUUGCCCGUGAGCCCCACACGUGCGUUAUGAGCUGCGAACUGGAUCUGGGUAUUCAGGAUGUGAUUGAUCGGUGCUGGCAGGAGUUGCAGCUUAUGCGGGUGUAUACCAAGCGAAAGGGCGACGAUCCCGACUUUUCAGAGGCAUUAAUUGUGCGCAACAAUUCUACCAUUGAAGACGUGUGCGAUCAGAUCCAUCGGACGCUGAAGGAUAACUUUAAGUAUGCUUUGGUUUGGGGGGCCAGUGCCCGACAUGUCCCACAGCGGGUGGGGCUGGGGCAUGUCGUUGCGGAUGAGGACGUUGUGUCGAUAGCUACAAAGUGA
This is a messenger RNA of Blastomyces dermatitidis ER-3, 1107 nucleotides long. Its product is annotated as GTP-binding protein 1. Gene Ontology annotation, biological process: cytoplasmic translation. Gene Ontology annotation, molecular function: GTPase activity; GTP binding. The record is from RefSeq and is a predicted model, not a curated record. Gene Ontology annotation, cellular component: cytoplasm. NCBI's taxonomy places the organism in Eukaryota, Fungi, Ascomycota, Eurotiomycetes, Onygenales, Ajellomycetaceae. The coding region runs from base 1 to 1107 and encodes 368 amino acids. The transcript has 10 exons.